AAAGAGAUGUUAGAAGAGACUAUAGUAUUGGACACUCCUAUUAGGAAUUGGGUAGUAAUACCUAUAUUGUUUGUAUUGUUCAUCGUUAGUGCACUCAAGAGUAAUAUAGCAGGUCUGAUGCAACAGUCAGAGAGGAAACAGGUCGUGCAGAAUGUUAUGGAGGUGUAUGUAGUACUGUUCGCAUUAAAGGACACUGGCGCAGGUAAUAAUCCAAUGGGAAUGCUUGGCAAUGUGUUUAAGGAUCAGUCAGGUAUGACUGAUAUGCUCAAGGGUAAUGUGGUCAAUGUAGUACCUCAGAUUGGUCUGAUGACAUGGGUCAAUCACUUCUUCUCUGGAUUCGUCGCCGUCAAGAUCCCAUUCUUCCCGCUCACAAUCCGUUUCAAGCGUUUCCUGCAGAGCGGCAUCGAGCUGUCAUCACUGGACGUCUCGUAUGUCAGCUCGCUGAGUUGGUACUUCCUGUGCUGGUUCGGUCUGGAGGGCAUCAACUCGCUUCUGCUGCAGGAGCGCCCGCAGCUCAACGAGACUCUGCUUCAAUCACAGGUGGAGCAGGGCUUGCCGGCACAGCAGACACCAACACAUCAGCUCUACACAUCGGAGCGCGAGAACCUCGAGUUGAUCCAGCACGAGUGGCUGAUGGACAAUGUCGAGCAGCGAUUGCUUUACAAGCUACAAAACAAGAAGAUGCCAGAGAAUGAGAGCAAGUCGUCGGCUGCAUCAAGUUCAGCAUCUCAGGCUACUGCAACAACAGUCAAGCGAAGA
Molecule: messenger RNA, 759 nt
Organism: Acytostelium subglobosum LB1
Lineage: Eukaryota; Evosea; Eumycetozoa; Acytosteliales; Acytosteliaceae
Exons: 2
Biological process (GO): protein folding in endoplasmic reticulum
Cellular component (GO): EMC complex; membrane
Source: RefSeq, a predicted model, not a curated record